AUGGUCAGCACCGACCGCUGCUAUGCCGUCUCACCCGAAUGCCCAGUGUCCGCGACGACGCUGGGUUACUAUCCCAACCUCGGCGCAAACGCCUUUUUCCUCGCCUCGUUCACGCUUUGCGCUAUCGUGACUGUCGCGAUCGGAGUAUGGAAACGGACGUGGGCGUUUGGAAUCGUGGUUGGCGCCGGGUUUUUUCUCGAGACAUGCGGAUACAUCGGCCGCGUACUGAUGCACUCCAACCCUUGGUCUGACCCUGGCUUCAAAAUGGACUUGGUCUGCAUCAUCCUCGCACCCACCCUAAUCUGCGCCGGAAUCUACCUAACCCUAAAACACGUCGCGCGCACCGUUGGCCCCAACUUUUCACGCAUCAAGCCUCGCCUAUACACCUGGAUCUUCAUCCCCUUUGAUGUGUUUUGCCUGUGUCUGCAAGCCAUCGGCGGCGGCGUCGAUGCCGCAGCCUCGGACACCACGCCCGUCAACGAAAAGACGCUCAAGGCCGGAAACGACAUCAUCCUCGCAGGUAUUGUGUUGCAGGUGGUCAAUCUUGUGGUCUUUGGGUUGCUCUCGCUUGAUUUUUUUGUUGCCGCCAAGAAGAAUUUUCAUAAUGCAUCCCCUGAACUGCAAAAUUCGUCGGCGGCGCGGAUUUGGUAUUCGAAGCGGUUUCGCAUCUUUUGUCUUGCUGUUACGGGUGCCUAUGCGGGCAUUUUGAUUCGGUGUAUUUAUCGUAUUGCCGAAAUGGCUGGCGGAUGGGGAAACGCCACCAUGCGCAACGAAGUCCUCUUCUACGUCCUUGAGGGAGCAAUGGUUCUUUACCCAGCAUUCCUCCUCUCCAUUUUCUCGCCGGGUCUCUUCUUUCCAGAAAUGGGCGAUGCGGCUGCCUCUGUUGAGGCACAGAACGAUAAUAAUAAUAAUAAUAAUGAGAAGCAGGAGAAUUCGGAUGAAGGCGGUGUUGUGGGUUUGCAGGAACAAUAG
Talaromyces rugulosus is the source of this 972-nucleotide messenger RNA. RefSeq lists its product as uncharacterized. Gene Ontology annotation, cellular component: plasma membrane; fungal-type vacuole. The transcript is spliced from 5 exons. The coding region runs from base 1 to 972 and encodes 323 amino acids. The record is from RefSeq and is a predicted model, not a curated record. Lineage: Eukaryota; Fungi; Ascomycota; Eurotiomycetes; Eurotiales; Trichocomaceae.